AUGGUUUCUAGAUCUGUUAAUUCAUAUAGCGAUACGUCUGAUGAAGAUACAUUGCUUUUCAACCUGGAUAUGUCGGGUUUACCUCAGACGCAUAACCAGCAAUUAACAAACUCACUGACAAAGGAGAACCAAAGACCUAUUACUAAUAAGAAUUUGAAAUUAAACCUGGAAGAAGAUGAAUUUGCCGAUAAGAGGACACUCUUUGAGUCUUAUCAUGAACACAAGUCGAGCACGGAUGACGAUAGUGAUGAUCCGGUUAAGUUUGGCUCACAUUCGUCAGACGGGUCAAAUACAGACCAUAAUACGUAUACUGAUGAUUUUGGGAACAGAUACGAUCACGUUGAUUUUAACUCAAGGAAAUAUACACUGAAGUUGAAGUUUAAAGGGAACAGAUUGGUGUACUUCACGUCUGCGUUUGUAUCACUAUUUGUUUCAUUAUUUGGAUACGAGCAGGGAGUUUGUUCUGGGAUUUUAACAUUUGUUACUUUUAUAAAAUAUUUCAAUGAGCCUACUUCAUCGGAAGUAGGUACAAUCAUAUCUAUUUUGGAAAUAGGGGCGAUGAUUUCGUCGAUGCUUGUUUCGAAAAUUUCCGAUAGGUAUGGUCGUAAGAGGACCAUUUUGUUGGGGACUGUUAUCUUUAUGAUUGGAGGAUUAUUACAAACAUUUGCUACAAACUUGUACGUGUUUGGUGUUGGUAGAGUUAUCAGUGGGUUUGGUGUGGGUAUUUUGUCCACUAUGGUGCCUUCUUAUCAAUGUGAGAUAUCUCCAUCAGAAGAAAGAGGGAAAUUAGUAUGCGGCGAGUUCAGUGGUAAUAUUGCUGGAUAUGCCUUAAGUGUGUGGGUAGAUUAUUUCUGUUACUUUAUUCAGGAUAUUGGUGAUGCUAGAGAAAACCCCCAUACGUUUGCAGCAAACUUAUCUUGGAGACUUCCAUUAUUUAUACAAGUUGUAAUCGCAUUCGUGCUACUUCUAGGAGGCUUUUUUGUGGUCGAAUCACCUAGAUGGUUGCUUGAUGUCGAUAAUGACCAACAGGGUUUCCAUGUUUUAUGUUUAUUAUAUGAUAGUUCACCAGACGAUGAUAAACCACGUAAAGAGUUCUUCAUGAUUAAGAAUUCUAUCUUAAAUGAAAGAAAGUUGGUUCCUAAGGCCGAAAGAAGUUGGCGUAAGAUGUUUUCUAACUAUUUAACGAGAGUGUUAAUUGCCUGUUCGGCAUUAGCUUUUGCCCAGUUCAACGGUAUCAAUAUCAUUUCUUACUAUGCUCCUAUGGUGUUUGCAGAAGCAGGCUUCAACGACUCCAAAGCACUCUUGAUGACUGGUAUCAACGGCUUGGUGUAUCUUGCAUCCACCAUCCCUCCAUGGUUUCUUGUCGACAAAUGGGGCCGUAGGCCAAUCCUUAUCAGUGGUGGCUUGUCCAUGGCCGUAUGCUUUGCUCUUAUAUCCUAUAUUAUGUAUCUCAACCAAUCAUUUACUCCGACAUUGGUUGCAUUGCUCGUUAUCGUCUACAACGCAUCUUUUGGCUACAGUUGGGGCCCCAUUGGCUUCUUGAUUCCUCCAGAAGUAUAUCCAUUGGCCGUAAGAUCCAAGGGAGUCUCACUCUCUACUGCCACAAACUGGCUAAGCAACUACAUUGUGGGUCAACUCACCCCUAUCCUCCAGGAAUCAAUUGGCUGGGUUAUGUACAUCUUCCCAAUGUGCAGUUGUAUCAUCUCGGUAUUCUUUGUGUACUAUUUCUACCCAGAAACUAAGGGUGCGGAAUUAGAAGAUAUAGACCGUUUAUUUGAUGAAUUUUACGGCAAGAAAACUCCUAUGAACGAUUAUUCUUUGGUCGCAAACACUGCGGAUAACAUAAAUGACUUGGAACUCGACGAUUUGGAUGAUUUAGACUACGAAUCGACUGAGCCUACGUCUAGAAGACAUUUAUUAUGA
Messenger RNA from Debaryomyces fabryi, 1923 nucleotides. RefSeq names its product Hgt5p (gene HGT5). Gene Ontology annotation, molecular function: carbohydrate:proton symporter activity. The coding region runs from base 1 to 1923 and encodes 640 amino acids. The transcript has a single exon. Gene Ontology annotation, biological process: transmembrane transport; carbohydrate transport. Gene Ontology annotation, cellular component: membrane. NCBI's taxonomy places the organism in Eukaryota, Fungi, Ascomycota, Pichiomycetes, Serinales, Debaryomycetaceae. The record is from RefSeq and is a predicted model, not a curated record.